Molecule: messenger RNA, 488 nt
Organism: Raphanus sativus (radish)
Lineage: Eukaryota; Viridiplantae; Streptophyta; Magnoliopsida; Brassicales; Brassicaceae
Product: cysteine proteinase inhibitor 5-like
Exons: 1
Coding region: 49-399 (116 amino acids)
Molecular function (GO): cysteine-type endopeptidase inhibitor activity
Source: RefSeq, a predicted model, not a curated record
CUCUACCAUUAUUCAUUCGUGAAAAUACAAACGGUUACAAAGCAGAAAAUGAAUAACAAAGCAAUCUUCCUUCUUCUCCUCUCUCUCGUCCUUCUCCACGCAUCUGCAGCCGCGCCUACCGGCCGAUGGACUCCCAUCAGUAACGUUAAGGAUCCUCACGUCGUAGCGGUCGGCAAAUUCGCUGUUUCCGAGUACGACAUGCAAAGCAAGUCGGAACUUAAGUUCGUGGCGGUUGUUAGCGGUGAGUCUAAGGUAGUCGCCGGCAUUAGUUACCGGCUUAUCGUGGCGGUUAAUGACGGCGUAGCGGGCCCUGGUGCGAGCAAGAACUAUGAGGCGAUUGUGUGGGAAAAAGAAUGGUUGAAAUCAAUGAAUCUCACUUCCUUCAAGCCCGUCGUCUGAUAGUCAUAUCCUCUGAAUUUUCCAUGUAAUCGGUCUCAUGAAACAUCAAAAGAAAGAAGAUAAAAUAAAACAGAAAGGGAUUAAUGUCA